AGCGGCAGUCGGCGCCGAGGUGCGGAGGGGUGCGCGGAGCUCCUCUUGGCCGUAGCCGCGGGCCGCUGCCGGUGCCGCGCCGCCGCUCUUCCUCCCUCCCUUAUGGAAGAGAUGGAAGAAGAGCUGAAAUGCCCGGUGUGCGGUUCCUUUUACCGGGAGCCUAUCAUCCUGCCUUGCUCACACAACCUGUGCCAAGCGUGCGCCCGCAACAUCCUGGUGCAGACACCGGAGUCGGAGUCACCGCAGAGCCGCCGCGCCUCCGGCUCGGCGGUAUCCGACUAUGACUACCUGGACCUGGAUAAGAUGAGCCUGUACAGCGAAGCGGACAGCGGCUACGGUUCCUACGGAGGCUUCGCCAGCGCUCCCACCACCCCUUGCCAAAAAUCCCCUAACGGCGUCCGCGUCUUCCCGCCGGCCGCCCCGCCGCCCCCCGCUUCCCUGGCCCCUCCGCCUCCUCCCCGCAACGCUUGUCUGACCUGUCCGCAGUGUCACCGCAGCCUGGUGCUGGACGAGCGCGGGUUGCGGGGUUUCCCUCGCAAUCGGUUGCUGGAAGGUGUCAUCGAUCGCUAUCAGCAAGGCAGGGCGGCGGCUCUGCGCUGCCAGCUCUGCGAGAAGGCUCCUAAGGAGGCGGCCGUCAUGUGCGAGCAGUGCGAUGUCUUCUACUGCGAUCCCUGUCGCCUGCGGUGUCACCCGCCCAGGGGACCGCUGGCCAAGCAUCGCCUGGUCCCGCCGGCCCAGGGUCGGGUUAGCCGUCGCCUCAGCCCCCGCAAGAUCUCCACCUGCACUGACCAUGAGCUGGAGAACCACAGCAUGUACUGUGUGCAGUGCAAGAGCCCUGUCUGCUACCAGUGCCUGGAGGAGGGCAAGCACUCCAGCCAUGAGGUCAAGGCCCUGGGUGCCAUGUGGAAGCUCCAUAAGAGCCAGCUUUCCCAGGCCCUGAACGGGUUGUCAGACAGAGCCAAGGAAGCAAAAGAGUUCCUGGUCCAACUCCGCAACAUGGUGCAGCAAAUCCAGGAGAACAGUGUGGAGUUCGAGGCCUGCCUUGUAGCCCAGUGUGAUGCCCUCAUUGAUGCCCUCAACAGAAGGAAAGCCCAGCUGCUGUCUCGGGUCAACAAGGAGCACGAGCACAAGCUGAAGGUGGUGCGGGACCAGAUCUCCCACUGCACGGUCAAGCUGCGCCAGACCACAGGCCUGAUGGAGUAUUGCCUGGAAGUCAUCAAGGAGAACGACCCCAGCGGCUUCCUGCAGAUCUCAGAUGCUCUCAUCAGAAGAGUUCACCUAACUGAGGACCAGUGGGGAAAGGGGACACUCACACCCCGGAUGACCACGGACUUCGACCUGAACCUUGACAAUGCCCCUCUGCUGCAGUCCAUCCAUCAGCUCGACUUCGUGCAGAUGAAAGUUUCCUCCCCAGUGCCGGCCCCCCCGAUCCUGCAGCUCGAGGAGUGUUGCACCCACAACAACAGUGCCACCUUGUCCUGGAAGCAGCCUCCCUUGUCUACAGUGCAAGUGGAAGGUUACAUCUUGGAGCUCGAUGAUGGCAACGGCGGCCAGUUCAGGGAGGUGUAUGUGGGCAAGGAGACCAUGUGCACGGUGGAUGGGCUUCACUUCAACAGCACCUACAGCGCACGUGUCAAAGCCUUCAACAAAUCAGGAGUCAGCCCCUACAGCAAGACCCUGGUCCUCCAGACAUCUGAGGACACGCAGUCAGAAGAACAGACCCUCCCUUUUCCAGUGCCUUUGGAAAGAUCGCAGCUUCGUAGAAUGAGUCCUUUCUCCUCCACCCUUAAUCUACAACCCAGCUUCCCGGGGAGAUCCUACUUUGAGCUAAGAUCUUCGGCCCACCAGCUGAGCUUGCAUUCUUCUUUACAGUCCCUCAAUUCAGCCGGAUGCAAUUUUGAGACACAAGGAACGCCUUACUCCCAACUAGUUGACAUUAAAAAAAUGGUGGCAGUGGCUUGGUUUUCUUUCGAUCCUGCCUCUGCCCACGCCGACAUCAUCUUUUCUAAUGACAACCUGACUGUCACCUGCAACAGCUACGAUGACAGGGUCGUGCUGGGGAAAACAGGCUUUUCCAAGGGGCUCCAUUACUGGGAGCUCUCCAUCGAUCGCUACGACAACCACCCGGACCCGGCCUUCGGCGUGGCGCGCAUCGAUGUCCUGAAGGACGCCAUGCUGGGCAAGGAUGACAAAGCCUGGGCCAUGUAUGUGGACAAUAACCGCAGCUGGUUCAUGCACAACAACUCACACACCAACAGGACCGAGGGUGGGAUAACAAAAGGUGCCACCGUGGGAGUGCUGCUGGAUUUGACCAGAAGGACUUUAACAUUCUCCAUCAACGAGGACCAGCAGGGGCCUGUUGCCUUUGAGAACCUGGAGGGCCUCUUCUUCCCUGCAGUCAGCCUGAACAGGAACGUGCAGGUGACACUGCACACCGGCCUGCCGGUCCCCGAGUUCUACACUUCGCGCUCGGCCAUGCCAUGAGGCUGCUCCCGGAGCCGGCUGCCUCUUCUCGGGCUGAGAGGAGCCAGCCUGUUCCCUGCUGUGGGACCAGACCAGCCGCCGAGCCACCGGCUGCCUGCUCAGCCACCAGCCAGAGAUGGAGAGGCAAAGCAGGAAGGAAGAACCUGGCUUUUGGCCGUCUCUUGAUCUAUCUCCACCCUCCUGCGCUGUCCUGUGUGUGUGUGCUUCGCUGUUUAGCUCUUUUUGGCUGAUGAAGUACCUAGGUAGCCUGAGAUGUUCCUCUGUGUCUGCUUUUAGGUUUGGUUUUAUUGAUUUAAGGUGGGGUUUUGAGGGGUGGGAAGGGGUAGGGGGGGAAAUUUUGUCUUGGUGGGGCUGGCUGGAGGGACCCCCACCAGGGGAAAGCUUUCACCCAACCCAGCCUCGCUACUUUGCAGGAUCUCCCUGAAGGUGUUCAAGGCCAGGCUGGAUGAGGCCUUGAGUAACCUGCUCUAGUGGAAGGUGUCCCUGCCUGUGGCAGGGGCUUAGAACUAGAUGAUCUUUAAGGUCUCUUCCAACCCAAACCAUCCUUUGAAUCUCUGAGUCUUUCUUUCCCCGCCAUGGCCUUUCUGGCAGAGCACCCUUGGUUACGUGUAGAGGUGGGUCCUGGAUUACCACUCAGUCUCACAUCCUUCCCAAAACACUCAGCUCUGUCCCUUGUCCCCCUCAAGGUGUUUCUAUGGGGCACAUCGGUGGAGUCUGGAGGUGGCCACCCUGUCUUUUGGGUGCUGCAGGUGCUGCUGAGCCCUCACCUUGCUCCGGUGCUGAGUACCCACACAGUGCCCACCCCAGUCUGGCCACAGCCUGGCACCAGCAGGCGUGCCACAGCCAUAGGCCGAGAGCCGUCGGGCGGGCGGCGCCUCGGAGAGUAGCUUUUAUUUUUGUAGAGUUGCCGUACAAAGCCAAGCCUUAACCACUGCCAGCAGCCUCUCCGGUGCCCGAGAGGCCAGCCUGCAGCCAGGGGCUGGCAGGAAGGCAGGGUGGGCACGGGGAUGGGGAUGGGGAGGAGGAAGAGCUGGUCACAGCCCUGCCGUGCACUCAGGAUGAGAAUGGGAGUGGGGGUGAAGGUGAGAAUGGAGAUGAGAAUGGGGAUGGAGGUGAGAGUGAGGAUGAGGUGGGAAUGGAAAAGGAGGUGGGAGUGGGGAAGAAGAGGAGACAGUCACAGCCCUGCCAUACACUCAGGAUGAGGAUGGGGAUGGGGUUGGAGAUGGGGAUGGGGUUGGAAGUGAGGAUGAGGAUGGGGAUGGAUGGAGGUGAGAAUGAAAAUGGAAAUGAGGAUGAGAUAGGGGUUGGAGGUGAGAAUGAGGAUAGGGAUGGGAUGGGAUGGGAUGGGGUGGGAUGGGAUGGGGAUGAGGAGGAAGAAGAGCUGAUCACAGCCCUGCCACACGCUCAGGAUGGGAACAAGGAAGAAGAUAAGGAUGGGAAUGGAGAUGAGGUGGAGGAAGAGGUGGACAUAGCCUUUCCACACACUCAGGAUAAGGAUGGGAAUCAGGUUAGAGAUGAGGAUAAUAAUGGGGGAUUAGGAUAGGAAUGAGGAGGAUGAGGAUAAGGAUAAGGAUAAGGAUAAGGAUGGGGAUGGGGAUGGGGAUAAAGGUGUGCAUGAGAAUGAGGAAGAAGAGCUGGCCAUAGCCCAGCCAUGCAGUCAGGAUAAGAAUGGGGAUGGGUAGGGGGAUGGAGUUGAGAAUGGAGAUGAGGAUGGGGAUUGGUGUGAAGAUGAGGAUGGAUGUGAUGAUGAGGAUGGGCAUGGAGAGGACAAAGGGCUGCAGGCCACAGCCCUGCCAUAAGCUCAAGAUGAGGAUGUGGGAUGGGUUUUGAGAUGAGGGUGAGGAUGAGAAUGGGGAUGGGGGGAUGGGGAUGAGAGUGGGGACUGGGAUGGGGAUGGGGAUGGGAAGGAAGAAGAGCUGGCCACAGCCCUGCCAUGCACUCAGGAAUCCGUGCCAGCUGCCCUGUCUGCUGCUGGCAGCAGUUCCCCCUCAGCCUCCAUUCCCUAGCCCAGCCAUCCCGGUAAUCCAGAGGCAGGAGAAGAGGAGUGGGAGGCGAUGGGCACCAUGCAUGGUGCCAGCCCCCAUUCCCACACCCAGGGGUGCCUGCAUGCGCAUGUCCCCACGCUUCACUUUGCGGUCCCUCGCCGUUCCCCCUGCACAGCUGGCAAGGCUGGGGGUAGGCAGUGGCAGCAGCACAGCUGGGUGGGUGCCAAAGGCACCCAGCUUGGCCAGAGAGCUGCAGUUCAUCUAUCUGGGAUGCUACAGGUCCAGCAGAAGGACAAGUGUACAUAGACCAUUCCCUUCCAGCGUGCCCUCCUCUAGGACACUCCCCUUUGGCCCCUUGUUGCUCUUAGUAUUAAGUUUACCUAAUUUAUUGGAUGGGUGCUAUCUUGUCGACUUCCACCAAGGACUUUCUUCUCCCAGCUGCAGGAGAGCCACGUUGCGGGACAAUGCUGAGCAGCUCCUCGGUGAAUCCUUGAGGAGCCCCCAUGGCUGGCCCACCUGGGGCUCCUCUUUCAGCUGUUACUCCCCUUCCCUCAAAUUUAGGAUGUUCAUGGUGCUUAUUAGAUUCCCAGUGAUUGUAAGACGUCGUCCCCCCAGCCCGUACCGCGAUGGUAGCUGCCUACAGCCGCUGUACUGAAGAGAAGUGUCAUGUUUGCUGUUCUAAUAAAGGACUUUUAUGAGAGAA
This is a messenger RNA of Pogoniulus pusillus (Red-fronted tinkerbird), 5172 nucleotides long. RefSeq names its product tripartite motif containing 9 (gene TRIM9). Gene Ontology annotation, molecular function: zinc ion binding; protein binding. Gene Ontology annotation, cellular component: cytoplasm. The transcript is spliced from 13 exons. The record is from RefSeq and is a predicted model, not a curated record. Bases 103 to 2484 code for a protein of 793 amino acids. NCBI's taxonomy places the organism in Eukaryota, Metazoa, Chordata, Aves, Piciformes, Lybiidae.